Molecule: messenger RNA, 1100 nt
Organism: Alternaria rosae
Lineage: Eukaryota; Fungi; Ascomycota; Dothideomycetes; Pleosporales; Pleosporaceae
Exons: 1
Coding region: 45-998 (317 amino acids)
Source: RefSeq, a predicted model, not a curated record
GAUGGACAAGAGCAGCGGGAGGGAGAGUUUGGCAUCUCAUCCGGAUGCCUGUCUGCUGCCCGUCUCUUGUCUUCUGUAGCCUGGGUAGUGUGAACUGUAAGACGGACAGGAGUGGGAACCGACAUUCACCAGUUGACCGUCAAUCUGACUUGAGCGGGACUAGCGGCGGCAUCCCACCAAUCAACAUGAGACGAAACAGCGGGGCCUGCUCAGCUGCCUCUAGCGCAGCCCUCGGCCUGAGAGGGACGGCGGACUUUUCAUGUGGAAAGGCCGCUGCUAUUCAUCUCCAAAAGCGACCUGACAGGUCAAAAUCUAGUGGGAAGGGGUCAAGGUUAGUAUCAGCACGACGGCAGCGCAGCGCAGCAAUCUGCCAGUUCAUGCGUGUCGCGACGACGGCGAGCGAGGCUGGCGGCCAGGGCAAUAAUUGUCGAUCUCCGACUCAGAGCUGUGACCAGGGUUGCGCUCAAGCGCAUCCGCCCCCAGUUGUGUGGAUAGUUGAGGGCCUGCCCGCACCAAAGCAGCCAAAGCAGCCGUCGAGAGAAAUACUUGACCACUCCCGCCGUUUCAUUCCCAAUACCGUUCGUCCCUUUCCUUCCUCAGACAGCUCUCGGGCUAUAACACACCUGCACCACUCCGUCUGUCCCUGCGUGCCCGCCAAGCUCCACAAGCUCAGGGUUCACGAGACCAUUGCUGCCUCUUUUUGCACGCUCCCCAACGGCGCGCCAAAACAAAGCACGUCGCCGCACCUGAUCCCCCAGGCCGUCUUGCCAGGUACGUCGCCAGUUCUCUCUCUUGUCUCCUGCGCGUCCGGCCGCGCCAGGUCACGCUCCCCGGCACCAAGCCCUUCGACCAGCACCCCCCAGCCACUGGCGCAGCACGGGCCCCCGAGCAAUUUAGUGCCUUCCACCGAGCACAGUGCGACCAAGCGUUUCCUCCCCCGCGCACCUUUUCCUUGCAUUCCUGCUGCGCCAUCAAAGGGACCAGCCCCGAUCUUUUAACAGGCCGCGCUUCCUUUUCCUAUUGAGGGCGUCCUAAGAGUCUAACCCAACUCAAGCUGUCUGCAGUUCCUUCUGUAACAUUUUGCGCGUCUGCCCAAACCA